UAAUGAUGAUGAAAAAAUCUUAAGGAUGUAAUAAUCUAAUAAUAUUCAAGUUUUUAAGAACUUAGAUAUUUUUGGUUAAAACAUACAAUUGAAUUUUAAUGGAGAGAAUUAAUAUUAAACUGCUGUUGGUGGUUUAUUUUCUAUUGCAAUUAUUGCAGUUAUAGGAUUCUUCUUUCAAUAGAACAUUGUUAAUUUUCUAAAUAGAAAUGAAAUAAAUCUAAACACUUAAACUAUAUUCGAUUCAAAUCCAGACAGAAUUGAAUUAAAUGAUAACAAUUACAUGUUUGCAAUAGCAGUUGAAUAACCUUAAUUCAACACUUUUCCCUUCUUCAACAUAACUAUCAAAUAACGUAUAUAUACAAGAUCUUCUAAUGGAACAAUAUAGAAAAAUGAUACUUUCAUUGAUCUUAUCCCUUGUACUUAAGAUCGAUUUCAAAAUAUUUUUAAGAAUUAAAAUUUCACACCUUAGUUUACUUCACUUAAAUUAUAGGAAUGGUUAUGUCCUCAACAUAAUUACUCUAUUAUUUUAAGUGGUGGUUACACAAGUGAUCUUUUUGAAUUUGUCAAAAUAGCUGUUAGCGAUUGUUCCAAUGAUACAGCUUCUAAUACUAUUUUAUCUUGGAAACCUUAAUGUUCUAGUUCUUAAAAUAGAGAUCUAUAUCUAUAAUAAGAACGUUCUUUUAGAAUUAAAAUGUAAAGUUUCUACUUUAUUAUAGGUAUAUGACAAAUAAUGUAAUUAAUCCAUUAUAAGUUUAGAAUAUGUCUUAAGUCUUUUUAGAUGAUGAAUCAUUUUUUUCUUUUCUUAUCUAAACAGGAACAGAAACAGAUGUCUUUUAUUAAAAAUAUAACAUAACUACAGAUGAUAAUGUUUUUCCAUAUCUUAAAGAAAUACAAGAAAAUGUUUAUAAUGUGAAAAAAGCUGGAGAUUUUAAAACUAGCACUGUCCAAAAUAAUGGAUAAUAAUAUUCAGCUAUAUAUAUGAGAAGAAGUCCAUACACAUUUGUUAUUAAAAGGGAUUUUUAGGAUAUUGCUGAUUUACUCUCUUAUCUUGGAGGAUUUGCUAAUAUUGUAGCUCUUAUUUUUGGAAUCCUCAUAAAAUCUUAUAAUAAAUCAAGAUGUAUGAAUUAUAUUGAUUUAAUUUAGUUAUGAUUGAUUUGGCUAAUUAGAUUUAUGAUUUUCCAAUUAAGAAUGAUACUCCAGAAGAAAAUUAAAAAAGAAAAGAAAUUAAAAAAACAAUAGCCAGGGCUAAAAGUAGAACUAUAAUUAUUAAACCUUAAGAUUAAGAUUUAUAAUCUUAAUUAUAAUCUCCAAAAUAUACACAAAAUCAAUAAUUAAUUUUAAAUGAUACUAUUAAAAAAGAAGAAUAAUUUAUAUCCAAACAAGAUGAAAUAUAUCCAGCAAAAUCAGAAUUUAUUAUUACUCAUCGUUAAGAAGAAUAACGAUUAUUCCAGUAAGAAUAAGAAUAAAUUAUCAAAUAACUUGGUAUUAAUGAUCGAAAAGGUUAUUUAACUUAAUAAAUCUUAAAAAUAUUAAAUAGAAGCAAACCUAUUUUAUUUAAUUAUAAAUAUAUACUCUCUAAAAUCUUUUGUACUAAAUUCUUUUAUGAUCGUAAUUGUAUACUAUUACAAAAAGCUAUGUAAGAUUUUAAAUUAAAUAAUAUAGAUAAAAAAUUAAUAAAGAUUUAGAUCUCUGUGUUAUUAUAGACAAAGUCAAAGAAAUUAAUUUAUUAAAAGAAUUAUUAUUAACUCAAGAUUAAUUAAUUUUAUUUGAUUUUGCUCCUAAAUAGACUAUUAAUCUUUUAGAGGAAUAAUAAAAUAUGACUAGAAGUUUAGUAAGAAGAACAUUAGAUAGUUUGAGAUCAAAUUCAACUUCAGUAGAGAGUUUUAAUUAAGAUGAUUCACUUAAUGCUUAUUAUAAGUUAUUUUAGGUGACAAUAACUAUAUAUAAUAUAGGCUUAUGA
Messenger RNA from Paramecium pentaurelia, 1960 nucleotides. Lineage: Eukaryota; Ciliophora; Oligohymenophorea; Peniculida; Parameciidae. The record is from the annotation of a GenBank genome assembly.